CCCACUGGGAAACAGCCCGCCUUGUUCUUGGCUAACCUUCAACGACGAGCGACAACCACCACCUAAAUGCGAUAACCUUGCGCAACUUCUCUGGUAAAGGUGAAACGCUACGAAAUCCGUGCAAACCCAGCCUCACUCCUGUCCCAACGCAAAGAUCAGCCAAAAAGUGUCCCACAUAGUGUUCAACCGCCUCAAAAACAAAUACUCAACACAAACCGCAACCUUCCAUAACCCCAACCAAUGCUGGCAAUGCCCGGCCCAUCCGCGUCCUCCAGCGCACCGCCACGCCGGUCAGUGCAGCAGCAGCUCCUCUUCGCCAAAGCAAACGGCGACCCGCUGAAGUUCACCAUAACGCGUGGUGCGCACCGAGCGCGUGCGCGAGACCUGAUCGAAUCGAACGGCGGUGAAGUUGUGGAGUACGCCCCUGUGGAUGAGAUAUUCAUGAAAGUAGCAGGACCGGGUUCGACGCCGUCGGCAAGGGACAUGUAUUCUACCGAAUAUGUGGAGGAUUCUGUAAAGGCGGGGCGGCUUCUGGAUCGAGCGCCGUAUUGCCUUUCGUUGGAUUUGGUUGCUUCUGGGAAUCGAACAAUAUCCCGGGAACCAUUUGAUGCGAAGGAUGAUGUUAUACUUCGGGCUGAAAUCGAGAGAGCCAGCGGGACUGAUCUCUCCGGAAAUGCCCUAUAUAAACGCAUCGCGGCACAGUUUCCGCAUCACCCCUGGCAAUCAUGGCGAAACCGCGCCGUUGAACGCAUCCUGCCUACACUGCACACAGAAAAGAAAAAAAACGCGGCAAAACAGCCGGUGAAUCAGAAUCAGAACCAGAACCAGAACCAGAACCAACCAGCUAUUGUCACCGCGACGUCUAAUGCCACGAAAGCGGUUGUCCGCCCCAAACGUUCCGAAAUCUUCACCCCGUACGAAGAUGAGAUUCUGAAAGAAGUGAUUCGUGUCACACGCCCGGAGCUGAGGGAUGCGGCUUAUGCCGUGCUUGCUGGAAUGCUCAAUAAAGUGCACUCCCGCGAGCAAUGGAAAUCCCACGCCGAGUCCGAAAUCAUCUCCCAAGUCGAAGCCGAAAACUCCGAUGACGACGAUGAUGACGACGACCAAGCGCAGCCUGGCCAAAAACGAAAGAAGCAGCGACGGAAGGAGUUUACGGAGCGCGAGAAGAGGCUUAUUAGGAAUUUUACGAGGGGGAAAUGUACGGCGCCAGGGAUCAAGGGGAAAAAUUUUUGGUUGGAGUUUGCUGUUCAGCAUCCGGAACAUAAUGCGGAGAGCUGGCGAGGCCACUUCAAAAACCACAUCUGCGCCGUUCUCCAAGCCGGCGAGGAAGUUCGAACGGAAGCGAAACAGAUGGUUGAGGACGGGUGGACGUUGGAGGAUGACUGGCAGCCGGCGGAUGACGCUGGCGCGGAUCAGCAGGAGGAGGGCGAGGUUGAUCAAGUGGACUGGGAAAACGAGGAGGAGGAGGAGGAGGAGGAGGAUGAGGAGACGCAAACCGAGAACGGCCCGAAUGACACGCAGUCGGAAUCUGUUGACGGUCAGAACGAAAACGAGGAGGACGAGGUGGAAGAUACCGCACACCAAUUCAUGACGCAGGAGCCCUCUGGGGGAGUGUGGGACGACCGCGGUUCAGAAGAAUCUGAAGAUGGAGUGGGCGAGGAGGAAGAAGACAGGCACCAGUGGCAGACUCAAGGCCCCCAGCCUCGCUCCCCACAACAAAAGUCCCAACAAAUCCAACAACACACCCAAACCCAACGCAAAAGCACACGAAUCCUGCAAAUGACAAUGACCCAACAAACCGAAUCGCUCCAAAUCAGCACAUACCCGCCCGACAACGAGAUGGAAGAUAUCUCCGACACCGAGGACGACACCGGGUCCGAGUCUGGGUCCCUGGGCGGGUUGCAGACGCAGGCACCGCCGUUCAAGGCUGUUGAGAUUAGUGAUGAUGAUGACGAGGAGCAGAAUCAGGAGAGAGAGGGUGACGAUGGCAGUGCGGCAAGUGCAGGAGCGAAGGGUAGUCCGGAAAGGGUGGUGGGCAGAACGGAAGAGGAUAUUGAUGAUAUUAUGGAACGUGGGGCGAGGUUGACGAGGGCGGCGAUGGCUAAUGCGUCGGCGGGGCUGCCGAGUAAACGAUCGUUCAUUUAUGAUGAUGAGGAGGGAGGGAGUGGGGAGGAUGAGGAUGGUGCAAGAACGGGCCAGGGAGAUGGUCACCCCGGAAAGCGAAUGGCAACACCGUUGCGAAAACGGACGAGAGUGAAGAUGAGAGGUAUACCGCCUCGGAUCGUGACGACGAACCACCGGAGUUGCCGCUUCGACGGUCCCCGCGCAAAGCUGGUGCUCCUGAUCCUACUGCUACGGCAACCGAAGGCGUAACGACACGGUUGAGGGAACGUUCCAGACGUACCAGGUCCAGCAACGCCGUACCCUCCGAAAGCAUCAAAACACGUCUCCGCCACCGCAUCGAGUCCACCGUAAGCCCAUCCAAACGCAAGUUGGGGAUCCAAGCCCAAAGGGAAUUGGACGGGCAGGUGUAUGUACCCAAAAACGUUGUUGAGGAUGAGGAGGUGGGAAGGAGACGGAGGAGUGUGAGGAG
Fimicolochytrium jonesii is the source of this 2593-nucleotide messenger RNA. RefSeq lists its product as uncharacterized. The transcript has 6 exons. The record is from RefSeq and is a predicted model, not a curated record. Gene Ontology annotation, biological process: telomere maintenance via telomere lengthening; regulation of DNA-templated transcription. The coding region runs from base 241 to 2373 and encodes 710 amino acids. Gene Ontology annotation, molecular function: telomeric repeat DNA binding. NCBI's taxonomy places the organism in Eukaryota, Fungi, Chytridiomycota, Chytridiomycetes, Spizellomycetales, Powellomycetaceae. Gene Ontology annotation, cellular component: shelterin complex.